AUGGAGGAACCUUUUUACAGCUUUGAGCAGGAAGAUUCCACUUCUGAAUUUCCCUUCUGGGACCAGGCAGAUCCCAACAAUCAGCUCCAAACACAGCUAGAUAAAUUCCUAUUGGACUGUUCCUCCCUGUCAAACCAGUUGUCCCCCUGGUCAUCCUUUGCUUGCCAGCCCCUGGUACCUGAUGACCCUCUCUCCCUACUAGAUGUCACUGGAGGAGAGCUGGGGCUGGAGCAGAGUGCUGAACUGGACAGCUCCUCAUCCCAGCUAGGGCCCAGCACGCCGCCGCUGAGACGUCCCAGGCACUUCCCACCUCACCCCUACAAGGUCCAAAGACACGCUGCAAACAUCAGGGAGAGGAAGAGGAUGCUCAGCAUCAACUCUGCCUUUGAUGAGGUCAAGUGCCAUGUACCAACUUUUCCAUAUGAAAAGCGCCUCUCCAAAAUUGACACGCUACGGCUGGCCAUUGCAUACAUUGCUCUGCUCAGCGACAUCCUCCUCUCUGGACAUCAUCCUAAGUCCUAUGUGGAGCAGUGCCUGAAGAAUGGCUCUCAAGGCCACCACCAGGCAAUCUGGAACACAAGUGAUCUGACAGCCCACCUGUCCUGGGUAAAGUGGGAUUAA
Messenger RNA from Rhea pennata, 621 nucleotides. RefSeq names its product pancreas transcription factor 1 subunit alpha-like. Gene Ontology annotation, biological process: developmental process; regulation of transcription by RNA polymerase II. Lineage: Eukaryota; Metazoa; Chordata; Aves; Rheiformes; Rheidae. Gene Ontology annotation, molecular function: RNA polymerase II transcription regulatory region sequence-specific DNA binding; protein dimerization activity; DNA-binding transcription factor activity, RNA polymerase II-specific. The coding region runs from base 1 to 621 and encodes 206 amino acids. The transcript is spliced from 2 exons. The record is from RefSeq and is a predicted model, not a curated record.